AAACACGGAGGCUUAUCUGCUCUCUGUGGUUUACAGACUAGAGCUGAGAGUGUUUUGUUGUGCACAAAGAGUAACAAAUAUGGAAAAUGGUAAACACCCUUCGCCUCUCCAACUCCAACUCCAACUCCACCAACUACCACCACCACCACCGCCACCGCAUCAAACGCCGCUGUGGAAGGUGGUGGUGGUGGCCUCAAUAGGCGUCGGGGUUCAGUUCGGUUGGGCUUUACAGUUCUCUCUCCUCACACCAUACGUCCAGCUUCUAGGCAUCCCACACAAAUGGGCAUCCUACAUAUGGCUCUGCGGCCCCAUCUCCGGCCUCGUGGUGCAACCACUCACCGGCCUCUACAGCGACCGCUGCACCUCUCGCUUCGGCCGCCGCCGCCCCUUCAUCGCCACCGGCGCCGCCCUCGUCGCCGUCGCCGUUAUCCUCAUCGGCUUCGCCGCCGACCUUGGCCACCUCUCUGGCGACCGGCUUGAUUCCGGCGCCGCCAAGCCCCGUGCCAUCACCAUCUUCGUGGUCGGAUUCUGGAUCCUGGACGUCGGCAACAACCUCCUCAUGGACCCCUGCCGCGCCUUCCUCGCCGACCUCACCGACGGCGACCAGCGCAAAACUCGAAACGCCAGCGCCUUCUACGCCUUCUUUACCGCCGUCGGCCAGGUCCUCGGCUAUGCCGCCGGAUCGUACUCGAAGCUCCACCGCCUCCUCCCCUUCACCUCAACACAGGCCUGUAAUGUUUACUGUGCGAAUCUCAAGACCUGUUUCUUAAUCUCAAUCACUCUGUUACUCAUUUUAACCAUACUCGCACUCAGCACAGUGGGUGAGGAUCCAAUUUCGAGGUUCUCGGUGGAGAAGAAGGAUAAAGCGGUGCCAUUUUGUGGGUUUUUCGGGGAAUUAUUGAGUGCGUUGAAGGAGUAUCCGAGGCCCAUGUGGUACCUAUUGUUGGCGAUGGGUCUGAACUCGACUGCAUGGUUUGGGUUCAAAAUGUACGACACUGAUUGGGUGGGGAGGGAGGUGUACGGUGGAAAGGUCGGGGGGAAGUUGUACAGUAGCGGGGUGAGAGCUGGGUCGUUGGGGCUGAUGCUGAUGGCGGCCGUGGCGGGGGUGGCGGCGUUGGUGGUGAUGUUGGUGGUGCGUGGAGUCAAGGGCGGGAACAGGCUGUGGGGUUGCGGUAACCUUUUGUUCGCGGUCUGCUUGGCGAUGACGGUGUGUAUCACUAAAGUUGCAGAGUCGACUCGGCGGCAUGCGGUGGCGAGUGGUGGUGGGACUACGCCGGCACUUGGUGUCAAGGCGGGGACUCUCUCUCUCUUCGCAGUGAUGGGGAUUGCUCAAGCGAUAAGUUACAUCAUUCCCAUUUCAUUGGCAUCUAUUUAUUGUAGCAGCUUUGGCGGAGGACAAGGUCUUUCUCUGGGAGUUUUAAAUAUUGCUGUGGUCAUACCACAGAAUAGACAGACAACUUGAGAUGGCGAGAGUACGUUUCAAUUAUUGGAAAAGGCCAAACAGUUUGGACCACUUGAAAGUAAGUUGUAAUUAUGGGAAAAGGCCAUUUAUAAAAAAAUUAAAAUAAAAUAAGUAAUUAUUGGAAAUGACCAAACAGUUUUAUCUAAUUGGAAAAAUUGCUAUUCACCAGGUGUUAUGAAAAAUUAUUAUAAAAUAGUGAAAAAACUUAUAAUUUUAAUUAUUAAUAUUUAUAAAAUUUAUCACUUUUUUUUUUUUGCAUUUUUUUUUUUUUUUGGUAAUAUUUUUUCUGACAUGGGUGUAAUUCCCCCCUAACUACAAGGCUGAUAUCAAGUUUGGCCAAUGGUAGUUAUAUCAAUCAUCAGAUAAUGAGAUUGUUUUUUUUAAUGUAUGAGUAAAGCUAUCCAAAUUUGUUAUAGUUUUUUUUACAAACUGGUACUGCAAGGAAAAUGAAAUUUGCACCAAUAAAAUAAUAUUGUCAAAAUAUAUAGCAGUGAAUCUCGUAGUACGUCAAAUUAUAACUUUGAUAUUAUCAUUGUGAAAAUGAUUAUUGGAGUUGCUUUAACUCCACUCCUUCUGUAAUUAUUUCCUCAGUUUGGGUAAAAAAGCAAUUUUAUGUUAUAUAUUUUUUUAUUAAAAAAAUGAAGAAUAUGGUAUAUUUAAGCAUUUUGAGAUUGUAAUGAAAUCCUCAUCAUUCAAUUAGAGGCUUAAUCCCUAGGACUAAAA
Molecule: messenger RNA, 2185 nt
Organism: Camellia sinensis
Lineage: Eukaryota; Viridiplantae; Streptophyta; Magnoliopsida; Ericales; Theaceae
Product: sucrose transport protein SUC9
Biological process (GO): sucrose transport
Cellular component (GO): plasma membrane; vacuole
Molecular function (GO): sucrose:proton symporter activity
Source: RefSeq, a predicted model, not a curated record